Mesorhabditis spiculigera is the source of this 1257-nucleotide messenger RNA. The record is from the annotation of a GenBank genome assembly. NCBI's taxonomy places the organism in Eukaryota, Metazoa, Nematoda, Chromadorea, Rhabditida, Rhabditidae.
AUGCUUCGGAAAGCGAGAUCACGGAUCGAAGUGGCCCUACUGUUUGCGUCGGGCUUUUAUCAUACGGCUGACCAAUGGACACGCGUUUUGCUCCCGUUCUUUCAGUGGCAACUGCUACCGCCUGGCGAUUUCCAAGUUGUGGUCAAAGUCACGUCUAUGGGGGCAAUUUCAACGGGCCUUGGAAGUUUCCUAGUCGCUCAAAUGAUCGAAGCAUUGGGGGUUCGAAAAACGGCCAUCAUCAUCACUUUAAUGACGGCACUCUAUCAAUUCCUCAUAACCCAAGUGACAAGCCUCUAUGGUUUUGUCGCCGUGCAAAUGUUGCUCGUCUUCAAUAACCUGUCGGUCGCGAUUGAUGCCAUGGUAUGCCAGAUGGAAGGCGAGGACGGCGAUGACAAAAAACGCAAAAUAUUGAUCUCGAGGCUCGCGAUUCCGCAAAGUAUAGCUUACGCGCUGGGGCCAUAUUUAGCACUGCAGACAAUGUUUCUGAUCACUGCUCAUAUUGGUGUCUGCCAAACGAUGAACGUUGUGAUGCACUUGUGCACGGUUCUGCCGCUCAUCUGCUUUGCAUUUCCGGAGCAUGAAAACCCGCGAGGGUUCAAGCUUGCGCUUCCAUCAAUUGGUAGCUAUUUCGAGUUGAUCAAAAAUGAGAGAACUGCGCUUUGCAUGGGUCUACUGCUGGCAGUCGUGGGGCCAUAUCAAGCUUAUGAUCAAGUAAUUCGGGCCAUGCUAACGGGUGCUAUUGUCCGGAAUCCAACAAGCAUGAUUUAUGUGUUUCUGGUCCUCGGCGGUACAACAUUGGCCGUAAAUCUGUGGCUCUACCCCUGGUUGCAAACUAAAUUCAAGCCACAGCAACUCCUGGCUGGCUCAUUUUCGGUGCUCACUAUCUCGUACAUCCACCUGAGCUUCAGCAACGACGACCAUUAUUACAAUCUGCUACUCGGGCUUUGUAUCCAAGUAGCUCUGGUCGCCGUCUCUGUUGGAGAACUGUCCUCACAGAUCCUGUCCACCGUCAGCAAGAAAAACGCGGGAAAAGUUGCUGCACUAUUGCGCAGCGUGCAUUUGCUGGGCGCAGGAUUGACACCGCUCGUCGCGGGGAUGCUGGUCGACAAAAAUGACUACGCAAAGUUGUGCUACUGCGGAGCUUUGAUUUCUCUACUGGCCAUACCCGCCGUCACGCGCUUCGGCAAAUUCAUGAGGUCACAACCGGCCUUUUUGCCCAUGACCGGCAUCACACUAAAUACGGUACCCAAGCUCGAU